AUGCCAUCUUUCCUCUCUCGAUUGUUGGGGACCUGGGAACUCCUGUCGUUCACCGCAGCCGACAUCGACGAUGCCGACGAUAUAGUCUACCCCAUGGGCCAGGCGUGCAAAGGGCAGAUCAUGUACAGCCAUGACGGCUACAUGGCAGCUGUGCUGCAAUGGAACUACGUCCAGCCUUACCAAACAGACUGGCUACGAGCCACAGCACAGGAGUUUGCCAACGCAGGAAAGAAAACAAUGGCGUAUAGCGGGCCAUUCUAUCUUGAUGAGCAGCCGGGAAACCGGCAGACACUCCUCCAUCAUGCAAAGAUCAGUAUUCCACCUAACUGGGUCGACACCUUUCAACUUCGUGUGGCCAAGAUGACGGAGGAAAAUGGACAACUCAUCCUGACGUUGGGUCCAGAGUCACCAAUAGAGGUCAACGGUAUCGAGCGAAUUUUUCGUCUCCGAUGGCGCAAGUGCCCCCGAAACGAUACAAGAAGACAGUAG
Capronia epimyces CBS 606.96 is the source of this 489-nucleotide messenger RNA. RefSeq lists its product as uncharacterized. The record is from RefSeq and is a predicted model, not a curated record. Bases 1 to 489 code for a protein of 162 amino acids. NCBI's taxonomy places the organism in Eukaryota, Fungi, Ascomycota, Eurotiomycetes, Chaetothyriales, Herpotrichiellaceae. The transcript has a single exon.